UAGUGAUAAUUUAAUAAAAAUGAUUCAAUUUUAUUCAUAAAAGUAUGCAAUCAUUUCAUCAAGGUUUUGUUAUGACGUCACGUUAAACUAUCGUCCGUAAACCGACUUUACAGACAGCCAAUUUUUUUUUACAACCAUUUAAAUAUUUGUGACCGAUCAACAAAUGCUAGGGAUCUAUAGUAAUAGUCUUAAGUUUACGGAACUAGCCUUCAACUAAUAGUAAUACCGAGAAAAUGAAAACAAAAAUCAACAUGGCUAGUGAAACCCACCCUAACACUUGCGGGUAGCUGAGUACUUCAGUUUCUUCCGCCUUAUUCGGUACGGAAGUCCUUCAAGUUAACUUUCAACAGGGUUACCAGCAUCAGAAAAAAAAUCAGGGAAUAUUGAGGCGAUGUGCGGCCGGCCAUGAGGCCCGGAGCGACGGCCGCGCCGGGGGCGUGAUGGACCGCGGCCCGCCCCCGCGACUCUCCGCCCCUCCGCCGCCCCCGCCCCCGCUGCUGCUGCUGCGGCUGCUCGCGCUCCUGCUGCUCAUGGCUGGUCGGUGCGGGGCGUGCCGCGUGGAGCAGUGCUCCAGCGAGUACGGAGACCACCAGAAGCUGCAGGACUUCAAGGCCACGCCCGAGUCGUGCCGCCUGGCCUACGCCUAUCUGCGCUGCCUGCGCGAGACGGCGCGCGCCUGCCGCGGCGACAUCAGCUUCCACUUCGCCUCCAGCUGGCUGGACAAGAAGGUCACGCAGAACGGCUGCGCGGCGCUGCUCCGGGUCGCCGCCACGCAGCGCUCCACGACGGCUUCGGGCGAGGAGGACGAGGAGGAGGCGGCGUGGACGCCGGAGGCCUCGACCAGCGCCGCUAUGCCGCCGCCGCCGCCGACGCCGCCGCCGCACUGCGCGUGGCGCGGCCGGCGCAGGUUCCGGCACUGCGGCCUGUUCGGCGACCCGCACCUCAAGACGUUCCACAACGAGUACCAGACGUGCCGCGUGCGCGGCGCGUGGCCGCUGGUCGACAACCCCUACCUGGCGGUGCAGGUGACCAACGAGCCCGUCGUGGAGGGCUCUCCGGCCACCGCCACCACCAAGGUGACGGUGAUCGUGCGCGGCAAGGACACCAAUUGCACGCCUGAGAAGACGUACGAGGCGCAGUCGGACGCGCCCCUGCCCGGCACGUUCAUCGACGGCACGCGGCAGUCGGGUCCGGACCGCUGCGUGCUGCUGACGGUGCACGACGGCGGGGAGCGCGUGGAGAUCUCGGCGCUGCACGUCGCCGGCACCGUGGUGGUGCGGCGCUCGGGCCGCUACCUGGCCGUGGCCGCCCGGCUGCCCGAGGAGCUGGCCCUGGGGGCCGCCGCCCCGGGGGCCCUGCAGCUGUGCGCCCGCGGCUGCCCCGCGGCCGAGCGCCUGGACGCCUCCCCCCCCUCGGCCGCCCCGGGCCCGGGCGACGACGGCCGCCCGCUGCCCUGGGAGGCGGCGCUGGCUCGCUGCCGACGCUCCCCCGGCCUUGCCCCGCCCUACCUCGACUGGUGCGCCUUCGACCUCAUGACCACGGCGGCCGACGAGUUCGUGGCGGCGGCGCGGUCGGCGCAGGAGGACGUGAUGCGGCUGGACCCGGGCUCGCUCGACGGCAACCCGCCGGGGGUCUCCUCUUCAUCAUCGUCGUCAUCGUCCCUUGCGAGGUCCUGGGCGGCGGGGGCGGUGGCUAUCCUGGCGGCGCUGGCCGCCGCGGGCGCGUGAUCGCAUCUCUUCCCGGUGGUGCCUUCAGUACAUCGCGCCGCGGUGUGUUCGUCGGGCCGAAUCCCUGGGCCAUCUGUCGAGAAUAUAUAAACACUAAUACGUUAAAAAAAAAAAAAAAAAAAAAAAAAAACCUACUGUUUGUGGACCACAAUCGAUUUCGUGUGGGGAAGAAGUCAUGAUAGUACAAAAUAGAUAAUAGAGGCUGGAAACAGUUUAAAGUUCAUCAGUGCCCAGAGAUUUUUUUUUGGUGAAGUUUAAUGGAUCACUCAAACGUUGAGAUCACAAAAAAACAAUAAAAUGACACAAAAUGACAAAUCUUUUAAACAAAAAAAUUUUUUUAUUGCGACGAGUGUUCAACUUUUUUCCUUUGAUUUAGUUCCUGAAUUGUAUAACGUUCAAUGUACAGUGUGAUGUGACAAGUUGAGAAAAAAAAAAUGACUGAUAAGUUGUAUUGUUUUCAGAGUUUGUUCCAAACUUUUAAUUUUUUAAAACUGAGCACUUUAAAUUAUAAUUUUUCUGUUAAUUUUGAAAAUAUUUAUAGUUAAAUUGUAGUGAGUUUUAUGUGAUUUUAAGGGGGGG
Messenger RNA from Bacillus rossius redtenbacheri, 2306 nucleotides. Its product is annotated as repulsive guidance molecule B-like. Gene Ontology annotation, molecular function: coreceptor activity. Gene Ontology annotation, cellular component: plasma membrane. The record is from RefSeq and is a predicted model, not a curated record. NCBI's taxonomy places the organism in Eukaryota, Metazoa, Arthropoda, Insecta, Phasmatodea, Bacillidae. Gene Ontology annotation, biological process: BMP signaling pathway. The transcript is spliced from 5 exons. The coding region runs from base 441 to 1727 and encodes 428 amino acids.